AUGGGUGAUCAUGUUCUGGAAAUUGCAUGGGACAAAGUAGAUUCAGCACUAACAUCAAACCUAUUAUCGAAAAUAACAAACAGUUUGGAAUGUUCAAUAUGCUCGGAGAUUAUGCUUGCUCCAAUGACUACUGAAUGUGGCCACUCUUUUUGUUACGAGUGUCUACAUCAAUGGUUUCAAAACAAAAUCAAUUGCCCCACAUGUCGACAUGAAAUACAAACAAAGCCAGCAUUGAAUAUGAAAUUGAAUGAUGUUUCCAAGAGUUUGGCUGAACUUAUAAUUGAUGCACGGUUGGAUCCCAAUGUCGACUCCUUUCGGGCUCGAAAAAAGGAUGCAAUGUCAAAGUAUGAAUCACAUGCUAAGAAGAAGAGAGUAUUUGGAGAGCUUUUUUGUGGGUAUUCCCUAGCAUUGAUUGAUGAUUCGGACGGUGUGCCUAGGUGCGGCAACUGUCUUUGGGAAGCUCAUGGUACCGUAUGUUUACAUUGUGGAUCUAGGUUUAGAAAUACCGAUUUGAUACGAGGUGGUGGUCAUGAUGAUGAUGACGAUGACGAUGAAGAUGAAGAAGAGUUUUACCAAGAUGUACCACCAGCGGAAGAUCAUUACGAUUCAGAUGAUAGCUUUGUUGACUCGAGGACAGCUGAAGAGCUUCUAGAAGAAAUACAUGAUAAUGGACCCGAGGACAAUAAUGAUGAUCAGCCAAAUGCGACAUCCUCUGACGAGGAUGAUGAUGAUGGUGCUGCAAGCUUUCGAAAUUGGUUGUCUGGAAGUCAACCAAGACUGCAUAUCAUAUACGUGGAUGAUACCGACAGCGAGUUUGAAUAUAAUCCUCGGAUCUAUAGCGAUUCAGAUGAGGAUAGCCCGCAACAAAUACAUUUUGGAGGUGGUCCUGGUGGUCAUGUCAUAAUAGAUUUAGAUGCCGAUGAAGAUGGAAAUGAUUCAGAGUUGAUUGAUGCGCUUGCUGACUUUCAGCAUGGUGUUAGCGAAGAUGAAGCAAAUGAAGACUUUCGCAGUCUACAUGAGGAUCAUGAGAAUGAUUAUUACGACCGAAGUGAUGAUGAUGAAGGGGGUGAAGAGGAUGAAGAUGGGCAUGGAAGUCACAGCGAUCCAGACCCCGAUGAGUAUUACGAUGAUUAUGAGGCUGAAGAUCACGACAUCGAUCAGGAUGAUGUUGAUGUUGAUGUCGAUCAAAAUGAGUAUGAGGACUACGACGACAAUUAUAAUGAUAAUGAUGACUAUGAUGAUGGCCAAGAGACUGAUGGUAACUGGUGA
Molecule: messenger RNA, 1269 nt
Organism: Lodderomyces parapsilosis
Lineage: Eukaryota; Fungi; Ascomycota; Pichiomycetes; Serinales; Debaryomycetaceae
Product: ubiquitin-protein ligase
Exons: 2
Coding region: 1-1269 (422 amino acids)
Source: RefSeq, a predicted model, not a curated record